Messenger RNA from Fonsecaea nubica, 1506 nucleotides. RefSeq lists its product as hypothetical. The record is from RefSeq and is a predicted model, not a curated record. Gene Ontology annotation, molecular function: aldehyde dehydrogenase (NAD+) activity. Lineage: Eukaryota; Fungi; Ascomycota; Eurotiomycetes; Chaetothyriales; Herpotrichiellaceae. The transcript has a single exon. Bases 1 to 1506 code for a protein of 501 amino acids.
AUGCCUCCAACUUAUCCCGAGAUCUUGAAAGUGCGGUACUCCUCUGACGACACUUCGCUCCAGUUCCCGGUCCACAAUCCGGCGACGGGUGAGAUAAUCACCAAUCUCCAAGCAGGGACGCCCGUUGAGGUCGACGCCGCCGUUCAGGCUGCUCAGAAAGCGUACGACAACGACUGGCGCUGGCGAUCUCCCGCAGAACGGAGCGCCUUGCUCUUCAGAUGUGCCGAUGCUUUAGAGCCGCACAAGGACGAGCUGGCUGAGUUGCUGUGCCUGGAGAACGGAAAACCCAAGCAGGACGCUCUGUCCUUUGACAUCAAUUUUCUCGUUAACAUCUUUCGCUUCUUUGCCGGCAUCUGCGACAAGUUACCGGGUGAAUUCUACCAGAGAGGCAGUGUCAAUGCGACCGUCAUCUACGAGCCGUUCGGGGUGUGCGCGGGCAUCCUGCCGUUCAAUUGGCCUCCAAUCCAUUUUGGCGGUAAGACGGCCCCAGCCCUCGCCGCGGGUAACGUCAUGAUCAUCAAGCCCGGAGAGCAGGCCCCCUUGACGGUGCUCAGGAUGUGUGAGAUCAUCUCCCAAGUCCUGCCGCCUGAUGUGGUCCAGGUUGUGCCUGGCCUGGGGCCAGAGGUACCUGCGGCGCUGAUCAAGCACGAUCUUGUCAAGAUGGUGUCUUUUACCGGCUCGACCGUGGCUGGCGCAAAGGCGGCCGAGACAGCCGCAAAAACCGUGACCCCCGUGGUCCUCGAGCUGGGAGGUAAGAAUGCAUUCGUCGUCUUUGACGACGUUGAGGACCUCGAUCGCGCGGUCGGAGACGCGCUCGAAGGGGCAUUCUUCAAUAAAGGCGAGGCAUGCACCGCAUCUUCGAGGAUCCUCGUCCAGGAAGGGGUCUACAACCAAUUUUGCGACAAGCUGGCUGCCGGGGUGAAGAAGCUGAAGUCCGGGAACGGUCUAAACCCCACCACCCACUUGGGGCCGCAGGUCAGCAAGGCUCAACAGCAGAGGGUGCUUGGAUACCUGCAGAAGGCCAAAGAUCUCGAGAAAGAAGGAAAAGUCAAGAUCGCGGCACAGGGUCAGCUACCAGAGGAUCCGGCCUGCAAGAAUGGCUUCUUCGUGCCGCCCACCCUCAUCACCGACGUGACGCGAGACAUGGUGAUUGCACAGGAGGAGAUGUUCGGCGUGCUCGUGACGGUCACGCCGUUCGAGACCGAAGACGAAGCCGUCGACAUUGUCAACGAGUCCCGGUACGGCUUGACGAGCAUCAUCUUCAGCCGCAACAGCGAGAGGUGCUGGCGCUUCUCUAAAAGGGUGGAUGUCGGCCUAGUCUACGUCAACAACUACUUCCGCAACAUCCUCGGGGUGCCGUUCGGGGGUGCCAAGGAGACGGGCUACGGGCGCGAACACAGCAUCGGCACGCUCAAGGAGUGGUGUCGCGCCAAAGUCAUCAACCAGCCGAGCGGGUUCGGAGAGGUGCCGAGAUGGAGAGUGGUCAAGGAGUUGUAUGGAGUGUGA